Molecule: messenger RNA, 1242 nt
Organism: Dracunculus medinensis (Guinea worm)
Lineage: Eukaryota; Metazoa; Nematoda; Chromadorea; Rhabditida; Dracunculidae
Source: the annotation of a GenBank genome assembly
AUGGGAGAUGCAUCGAUGGUGGUCGAGGAGGAGGACGUAAAAGUGGAGGAAUUUCGCAGAGUUACUUCAAACCCUUGUUUGGUUUCAAUAUUUCCUAGUGAAAUGGAAUUCGGUCUGACAAAUAAUCGUUCCCUCGUAAAUUUUACAACGAGUGCAUUGGAUUUUAUCUCACUGAACGUUAACGAAUGGCGAAAAAAUCCAUUCAUAAAUUUUGGUGUUAGUAAUAAUUUGCGAUAUCGUAUGAUAAAAUGCAAUCAGCGCCUUGUGAAAACAAUUCUUCAUUCUCAUGGAUUCGAAGAGUGUUCGGAACGAAAUUCGAGUGCGAGACUAAUUUGGACUGGUGUUCAUCCUAAACUCCAAAUUUUUCGAACUUUAAAAUCAUGGCAGCGAAUUAAUCAUUUUCCAAGAAGCACUGAAUUGACUAGCAAAGAUAAGUUGUACGAAAAUAUUGCUCGAGCAAGAAUCUUAUUUGGCGACGCAUUUGAUUUCGUGGGUUUUAAAUUUUGUGAAGUAUUGGUGCCUAGCUUUUUUGUCACGCCUGUAGAUUAUUGUAAAGCUAAAGAUUGUUUUGAUGGUUGUGCAUAUAUUGUAAAACCUGUUUCUUCAUCUCGAGGCAACGGCAUAAUUAUUGUUAACAAAUCAGAGGAUAUUCCGCUAGAUCGAAAAUUGUUAAUCUCGAAAUAUAUCAGUAAUCCACUUUUAUUGAAUGGUCACAAAUUUGAUCUGAGGAUAUAUGUUUUGGUGACAUCAUUUUAUCCUUUAAAUGCAUAUGUGUAUGGUGAGGGCUUGGCUCGUUUUGCUUCAGAAGAAUAUUCGACUGAUUCUAAUUCCUUUAAUUGUCGGAUGUCUCAUUUAACUAAUUAUUCAAUCAAUAAACAUAAUAAAAAAUAUGUAAAAAACGUGCAAGCAGAGAUAGAUGAUGCUGGCCAUAAGUGGUCUCUUGGAGCGCUAUUGCGUAAGCUUGAUGAAGAUGGGAUUGAUAUUUGCCUAUUGAUGGCUCGUAUCGAGGAUCUUAUAACCAAGACGUUGCUUUCUGUUCAAUAUCGUAUGGCUAUGGAAAGUCGAUCGUAUAUAUCUCAUCCUCGACUUUGCUUUGAAUUAUUCGGUUUCGAUAUACUUAUUGAUGAAGAUUUUAAACCUUGGCUGUUAGAAGUUAAUCUCUCUCCAAGUUUGAAUUGGUAUGUCUUCAGUUUGGUGUUAACUGUAGUUCCAUUUGUUAUAAUGGACAUGCUUUUAGCGUGA